AUGGCAUAUUCUUAUAUCGUAGAAGAAGCACCUCCCGACGACGUUCCCAGCGUGAAGCACGAUAUCCGACGCGCGAAGAUAUUUCUUCAGAAACACAGCACGGAAUCGGGUGACAGUUUAUAUGACCAUUUAGUUGAGCUUUUGGCAAAAAUACUGGCCGAACGGCCACAAAACGCUGUUGAUAUUUUCGAGGAAUACAGUAAAAAAUUGAAAGAGGAGAGAUUUAAGACUAAGACGGAUUAUCUUCGGGAUCUGUACAUACCGCCCGUGCAAUACGACGAUGCCAAGAAGCUCAUUAAGCUCUUCCAGAGCGUACAGCGGAUUGACGACGACGAACAGGAGAAAAUAGGCGACGAAGAGGAGGUCGAUAAGAAAAAGAAACAUCCCAACAUGUUGGAUCUUUUGUUCUACUUCGAGCAGACGGGUGUAGGAUUGCCACGACACGAAAUAGCGUUGCUUAAUUUAUCGAUUCGGAAACUCGCCUCGACAAUGCCACUUGAAAAUAUUAGAUUUUGGGGUAAAAUACUUGGAAAACCUAAAAAUUAUUAUAUACUGGAAGCUGAACUUCAGGCGGAUGAGCUUGCUCGAAGAUUGCAAGAGGAGGAACAUGAAAUACAAUCUAGAAGAGAAAAAAAGGAAGCUGAAGUCGAAACAGCGGUGAAACUCGCGGCGGAAGAAGCGGAAAGAAAAAUCAAGAAGGAAGAUAUAGAAGGAACUGUCGAAACAACAGGAAAUCCGCGCAAGGAUACGUCAGAAGGAAAGCCUUUGGAGCUUGUCUUUCCAUCGUUACCUGUUAAUCCGUGGAUACCAUUGCCAAAAAUACCAAUCGAGAGAAUUGGGAGUGGCCUCAAUAAAAAAGUGUAUUUUGUAUGCAACACGCCUGGGUUAGACGAGUGGAUCGAACUUCCGACGGUUACACCACAGCAGAUAGUAAUUGCACGACAGAUUGUUCGAUACUGCACGGGAAACUUGGAGACACCGAUUCACAGUUUUCCGCCGUUUCCUGGUACUGAGAAAAAUUAUCUUCGUGCACAAAUUGCAAGAAUCAGUGCGACCACUCAUGUUUCGCCGAUUGGUUUCUUCACAUUCAGUGGAGAAGACGAGGAUGAAGAGAUAGAAGAAGAAAGGAAAGAAGAAGAAGAUUUGUCAGAAAAUAUUAAUUAUGAUCCACUGCCGAUCAAGGAUCUUGUAGAUCCCUCCAUGUCAAAUUGGUGUCAUCAUAGUCCAUAUAUUCUCGAGCAAGGACGAACUGUCUGGUGGAAUCUCGAGAAGGAGGAAAAGAUUGUUGACGAAGCAAUCGAAGAAGAAGAAGAAGAUGUAGAAAAAGAUGAAACAAAGAUGAUGGAAAAAGAGAUUGGACCGCCUCUCUUAACUCCUUUAUCGGAAGACGCUAUUGUUGACUCCGUGAUACCGUGGACUGUUAGACAGUCGACAUACAUACAACCAGACAUUGCAGUAGCUUUAGUUAGAUCGAAUAUCUGGCCUGGAGCGUUCGCAUUUGCGGCAGGAAAACGCUUCGCUACUAUGUAUAUUGGCUGGGGCCACAAAUACAACGUAUAUAAUUAUAGUCCUUCUGAUAUGCCACCUGUUCAAGAUCAGUACAAAAUUGGACCGGAGAUUAUGGAAAUUCGUGAUCCUACUGUCAAAGAAGAAGAGGUUUAUCAAUUAACGCGUUUACCAUCACCAACAUUACCAAUGGAUAAAAAGGAGGAAGAGGAGGAGGAAGAAGAAGAAGAAGAAGAAACAGAUGAUGAGGAGGAGGAAGAUUAA
Messenger RNA from Temnothorax curvispinosus, 1770 nucleotides. RefSeq names its product radial spoke head protein 6 homolog A (gene Rsph4a). Gene Ontology annotation, biological process: cilium movement involved in cell motility; cilium assembly; axoneme assembly. The record is from RefSeq and is a predicted model, not a curated record. The transcript has 11 exons. Lineage: Eukaryota; Metazoa; Arthropoda; Insecta; Hymenoptera; Formicidae. The coding region runs from base 1 to 1770 and encodes 589 amino acids. Gene Ontology annotation, cellular component: radial spoke; axoneme.